Polypterus senegalus (gray bichir) is the source of this 1956-nucleotide messenger RNA. It is a transcript of the gene orc4, whose product is annotated as origin recognition complex, subunit 4. Bases 577 to 1659 code for a protein of 360 amino acids. Gene Ontology annotation, cellular component: nuclear origin of replication recognition complex; nucleus. The transcript is spliced from 12 exons. Gene Ontology annotation, biological process: DNA replication; DNA replication initiation. The record is from RefSeq and is a predicted model, not a curated record. Gene Ontology annotation, molecular function: ATP binding; ATP hydrolysis activity; DNA replication origin binding. Lineage: Eukaryota; Metazoa; Chordata; Cladistia; Polypteriformes; Polypteridae.
UCAAUCACUAACUUAACAAAAAAAAGCACAUGCCUUACUGUUUUCAAAUAUGUAUUGCUUUUUAUGUUUUAUUGUUGUAAUUUGCUAUUUUGUAUAAUGACUUAACCUUAUUUGUUUUCAUUCUCUUUGAGAGCCAUAUAUGGCAUAUCCCAAUGACAUAAUGAUACAUGGUAAAUAUUGUGAUGUUUUGUCUAGGAAGAUUCCAUUUAUUUUAUAUAUUGCACUUUUAUUUAUAUGCCCACUGAACAAAUUUUCAUAAUAUAAUAUAAUUAAUGUAAAAAAAUUAACAUGAAUUCAAAAACAAAAUACUGAACACAACACUGAGAUAAAUGGUGUCUCUCUCUCUCUCUCUCUCUGUGUCUGUCUGUCUAUCAUAGAUAUCGUUCACUCUCUUCUCCCAAAGAAAUCUCACUACUGCAUGUUGUUCAACAAUGGUGCAUUCACACAGUGGAUCAUCCAUGUUCAUUUAACGUUGGCUUCAUAUAAUGACAUUUGCUGGAAUUGCUGAAGAGGACAGUUGUUCAUGGAGAGAGUAACUCUGUCUUAAUUAUUGGACCCAGGGGCUUUGGGAAGACAAUGCUGUUAAAUUCUGUCUUGACUGAACUUCUAGGAAUGAAGCACAUCAAAGGGAAUGUGUUAAUAGUUCAAUUAAAUGGUUUGUUGCAGACUGAUGAUAGGAUUGCUCUUAAAGAAAUAACCAGACAAUUAAAUCUAGAGAAUGUUAUUGGAGAGAGAGUUUUUGGUAGUUUUGCAGAAAACCUUGCAUUCCUUCUUGAAGCAUUGAAAAAAGGUGAUCGCAAUAGUAGCCGCUCAGUGCUUUUUAUAUUAGAUGAAUUUGACCUUUUUGCACAUCACAAGAAUCAGACCCUUCUUUAUAAUCUGUUUGACAUUUCCCAGUCUGCUCAGACUCCAAUUGCAGUAGUUGGGCUCACAUGUCGUCUAGAUGUACUGGAGUUGCUGGAAAAGCGAGUAAAGUCCAGAUUUUCACACAGACAAAUUCAUUUACUAACCUCAUGUGACUUUAAGCAGUAUGUAAUAAUGUUUCAGCAACAGUUAUUGUUACCUGAAGAUUUUCCAGAUAAGAGAUUUGCUGAAGAAUGGAAUCAAAAUAUAAGGUCUUUAAGCAGAGAUGCAUCUGUAGAAGAAAUUCUGAAAAAGCAUUUUUUCUUAAGUAAAGACUUUCGUUCACUUCAUCUGUUGUUGAUGCGUGUCCUUUGCCGAGUGACUGUAUCCAAUAAAACAAUUAAGCUAGCAGACUUGCUAGAAGCUAGCCACCUCUGCACAAUGGAUUCCAAAGCAAAUAUUCUACACGGUCUUUCUGUGUUGGAACUUUGUCUGAUUAUUGCCAUGAAACAUUUAAAUGAUGUUUAUGAUGGAGAACCUUUCAAUUUUCAGAUGGUCUAUAAUGAAUUUCAGAAGUUUGUCCAGAGAAAAGCACAUUCAGUGUAUAACUUUGAAAAACCUGUGGUUAUAAAGGCUUUUGAGCAUCUGCACCAGCUGGAACUGGUGAAGUCAAUGGAUGGACCUUCAGUAAGAAUACAAAAAGAAUAUCAACUUGUUAAACUGCUGCUAGACAACAGUCAGAUUAUGGAAGCCUUGCAGAGAUAUCCUCAGUGUCCCACCGAUGUCAAGCAGUGGGCUGCGUCUGCCUUUGCAUAGCACUAUGUGUAUGUAUGAAGAACACACCGCAGUGAUGCAUGUGUACAAGUUUAAUGAUAAUGUCAUUGCAUUAAAAAUAUUCAAAUAUAUGUAGUUUGACUAAAAUGUCUUACAUUUUGCAGCUACAAAAAAAGAAAUGAUAAAGCUCAGUUUCUAGGCCCACUUUGCAUCAGUAUUUUCUAUGAAUUGUUUGUCUGAUUACACGAUUGUAAUUGGGUGUUUUGCAAAUGACAUUUUAUCAAGAACCACUUUUGUAGAUGUUUUAUUUUAUUUACAAUAAAAAAAAAAAAAACUUUG